GUAGCAGGUGGAUGUUUUUCUGUGGGUCAAAUCAAUCAGGGACGAUACUCCGGUUUCAGUCCUUAAUAUCUCCGUUAUCUCUAAGUCAAAGGUCUUUUACCGGGACUUUGAUGUCCUGCGGUCUCCGGUAACUUCCGCUCGGUCUCUCUGUCCUCACCCACCCUCUCAUGGCCUCCAGGCGGCCGGACAGCUUCGACGGGCUCGGCUUCCGCGGCCGCGAUGACCCGCUGUACGGAGCCAGCUACCCGGGGAGAAGCUCCGGAGGCCCCGCCGAGCUGCAGCACCAUCACUGGGUCACCACGCCGCCGGACAUCCCGGGGAGUCGGAACCUGCACCACGGAGAGCGGACACCUCAGUACGAGGAGCCGCUGGGAGAGCCCGGAGCUCCGGGAGCGGGCUGGGAGGCUCCACAGCCCGGGGUACCUCCAGCAGAGCAGCUGAAUCGAUUUGCAGGAUUCGGGAUCGGACUGGUCAGCCUCUUCACUGAGAACGUCCUCGCUCAUCCCUGCAUCGUCUUCCGCAGACAGUGCCAGGUGAACUACCACGCCCGCUGUUACCACCUGACUCCAUUCAGCGCCGUUGCCGUCAUGUACUCCAUCACUAAAGCCCAGGGUCCUAAGGCUCUGUGGAAGGGGAUGGGCAGCACCUUCAUCGUUCACGGUAUCUCACUGGGGGCGGAGGGCAUCAUCAGUGAGCUAACACCAUUACCACGGGAACUUCCUCAUCGGUGGAGCUGGAAACAGUUGGCAGGUCAUCUACUGCUGAAAGGGUUAACAGCUGUGGUGGCUCUUCCUUUCUACUGUGCCAGCCUGAUCGAGACAGUCCAGAGUGAGAUCGUACGUGAUGAAGCGUCCUCGGGGCUGCUAGAUUGUCUCAGAGAAGGUUUCACUCGUCUGUUUGGCGUUGGCGCUCCCCACAGCCGCCGUCUGCUCCCACUCAGCUCUCUGCUGCUUCCUGUCGCGCUGCACGCCAUCCUGCGAUACGCCAUUGCCACCUCCAUCCAGCGGGCGGCGCUGUGGCUGCACCAGCGGAGCAGGAAGCAGCGAUCCGACCCCUCCAACCCGCUGGACGCCUACUUCCCUGAGCUGGCGGCGGCGUGGGCGGGGUCUCUGGUCGCAGACAUCGUGGUGUUUCCUCUGGAGACGGCGCUGCACCGCCUCGGCCUGCAGGGCACACGCACCAUCAUCGACGCCACGGACGGCGUCGUCGCCGUAGGAAGCGGAGGCAGCCCGAUGGUGCUGCCCGUCAACACGCAGUACGACGGCUUCUCCGACUGCCUCCACGCCAUCCGACGCAAGGAGGGCAGGGCCGGGUUCUACCGUGGCUUCGGAGCGCUGGCGGCACAGUAUGCGCUGCAUGGCGCGCUGCUGGCUGCUGCCAGGACGCUGCUGAGGCUACUGCUGCUGGAGGGGCGGGGCUGCUAGAGACACCAAAUGCUGUCGCCAUGACCACCAAACAUUCUGUCAGUCUGUCGGCAGGAAGUGGCGAGAUGAUCAGAGGACGAUUUUAGUUUAUUUAUGUUAAAAUAUUUCAAAAAAACAAACAAAAAAGUCUGAACAAUUUAGAACAAACAUGAAGAAUCAGAGGAACGACCUGAUUGGUUCAUCUGCACAAUCCCCAUGCCACUACAACGCCAUAGCAACCAAUCACCCACAUGAAUCAUCAGAACUCCAUAGCAACAACCCUCAGCUUCCCUGGAGUAACCAUAGCAACCAAAGAACAUGUUUUUUGCUGCCAUAGCAACCAGAAGUCCAACUCCAGGGAAAAAAUGGAACCAUGCCACAAUUACCCGUUAGCUUAAGGGUUAGCUGUUAGCUUAGCAGCAGGCUUAGAGGGAAGGGUUAGCUGUUAGCUUAGCAGCAGGCUUAGAGGGAAGGGUUAGCUGGUAGCUUAGCAGCAGGCUUAGAGGGAAGGGUUAGCUGGUAGCUUAGCAGCAGCACUUAGAGGGAGGGGUUAGCUGGUAGCUUAGCAGCAGGCUUAGAGGGAAGGGUUAGCUGGUAGCUUAGCAGCAGCACUGGGAGGGAAGGGUUAGCUGGUAGCUUAGCAGCAGCACUUAGAGGGAAGGGUUAGCUGUUAGCUUAGCAGCAGGCUUAGAGGGAAGGGUUAGCUGGUAGCUUAGCAGCAGCACUUAGGAGAACAGGUUAGCCAUUAGCUGUUAGCUUAGCAGCAGCACUGGGAGGGAAGGGUUAGCUGUUAGCUCUUCAUCAAGACUGAGAAGUGAGGGUUAGCCAUUAGCUUAGCUUCAUCAAACACCAACAGUUUUCUGUUGUGCUCUGACUUUGAAAGUUUGCCCUGAUGUCACUUCCUGCCUGAUCAAUGAAAUAUUUUGGUGUUCAUGUGUCGCCAUGGAGACUUUGCACCACUUCCUGUUCCAGCAUGACGUCCUGAUCCAGUGUUAAUAAUAGUAAUAAUGAUUUAAUGUGCGCUGUGAGCUGAUUGGUGGAGGGUACUCUGUGUAAAUAACCUGCAGACAGUGAACAGGCGGAGACUCUUUAUGUAAAAAGCUGUAAAAACAAAGAGAAGCUCUGUAUAUCAAAGAAACGUAGAGUAACUUAUCCUUCAGUCACUGAUAUUUAAAUCUAGUUUAUGUUGAAAAAAUGACGUUAAAUGUGGCGAUUUUCAGACUGAGACGGGCGUACGCUGGUCUGUUUAGACACCAGAAAUUUACGGUAUAAAGAAAAAUAAAUAUACAUAUAUAUAUAUUUACUCACAUAUGUCCAGGUCCUUCUACCAUUCAUGAUCAGUAAUAGGACACAAGGAUGGAAUGUUUCUAAGCUUUGAUGACAUCACACUCUAAAGUCCUUUAAAGACUUCAAAGGAUGGCAUCAUCAGAGGCAGAGGAUGGAAUGUUUCUAAGCUUUGAUGACAU
Messenger RNA from Cheilinus undulatus (humphead wrasse), 2869 nucleotides. RefSeq names its product solute carrier family 25 member 46 (gene slc25a46). Gene Ontology annotation, cellular component: mitochondrial outer membrane. Gene Ontology annotation, biological process: mitochondrial membrane fission; axon development; mitochondrial fission. The record is from RefSeq and is a predicted model, not a curated record. Bases 168 to 1424 code for a protein of 418 amino acids. The transcript is spliced from 8 exons. Lineage: Eukaryota; Metazoa; Chordata; Actinopteri; Labriformes; Labridae.